This is a messenger RNA of Clarias gariepinus (North African catfish), 1757 nucleotides long. RefSeq names its product sex hormone-binding globulin (gene shbg). The coding region runs from base 111 to 1289 and encodes 392 amino acids. Lineage: Eukaryota; Metazoa; Chordata; Actinopteri; Siluriformes; Clariidae. The transcript has 8 exons. The record is from RefSeq and is a predicted model, not a curated record. Gene Ontology annotation, molecular function: steroid binding.
AGACCAACCCAAACCAUCUGACGCUUCAAAAUCUGAGAGAUUACUGAUCACUCACGGCAGUCCUGAGCUCCUUCCACAGCCCUUCUGUCCAGCUCCGGGUCAGCUGAAGAAUGGACUACCUGAGGAAAGCCAGCGUGCUGCUCGGGUUUUACCUGAACCUUAACGGGCUUUGCUUGGCUUCAGCAAUAAAGGUGCCAGGAAGUGAGGUCAUCAACCUCGGUCAUAAAUCCACUGCCUGGGCGCCUGCAAUGCACCUCAGUGUAAAUCUCUCCUCCAUUGCCAGCAUCAUCUCCCACUUUGAGUUUCGCACCUUCGACCCGGAAGGCAUCAUCUUCUACGGAGACACCAAAGAGGGCCAGGACUGGUUUGUGCUUUCUCUGCGUGACGGAAUCCCUGAAGUGCAGAUCGGGAAAGCAAACAUGCUGGUCAGUGUAAAAGGAGGACCCAGACUGAAUGAUGGAGCUUGGCACAAGCUGGAGCUGCGCAGUGAGGGCAAGUACGUGGUGGUGGAGAUCAACCAUAAGGUGGAGCUGAUGGUGGGAAUGGAGUCGGAUCAGACCGACGAUGUGCUGACAGGGAAACUGCGUCUGGCUCUUGGAGGCAUGCUGGUGGAUCAGAAGAAGCUCCUGCAUUCAUUUUACCCUCAGAUGGACGGGUGCAUACGGGCUGCAAACUGGCUGAACAUAAGCACCGUCUGGGACACAGAGCCGACCUGGAAACCGUCGCCGUGCUUUCAGGAAAUCAAGAAAGGCAGUUACUUUCCUGGAAGUGGAUUAGCUGUGUUUAAUACAUCUGAUCUUCCUGGAGUGGAGACGGAAGAGCGAGGAGUCACAAUCGAGGUGUUUGGAUCUUGGCAUGGGACACUGCUGAGUCUUCAAAGUCUGGAUUUCCAGUUCAUUUUACCUGAGGCUAAGGAAAAAGAGAGCAAGGUUCUCACUGUUGAGCUGAAGGAAGAGUCCGCUUCGGGCAACAAUGCCGACUCCACCAAGCUGACUUUGACCUUACUGAAACAUUCCCUGGUGUUAAACGGCGAGACAGAGCUGAAGAACGAGAGCAUUGACUUCCUCUCGGGGUGGACGGAGGGGAUGAAGUUAGCGUUCGGUGGAGUGCCGAGCGAAGCUGCUGGUGAGACCGAGGACCUGCCAAAUGAGCUCCACCUUCAGGGCUGUUUGGAAAAAGUUAUUAUUCAAGGACAAGAACUGGAUUUCGAUCUGGCUUUCUUCAAGCACACGUCCAUCUCAUCACACAGCUGUCCUGCAAAAGCAGUGAAUGAACUGACAGAGAGUUAGUGCGUAGUUUUUAUCACAGAAAGGGGCGUGGCCACACUUCCACCAACCAGUUAACAUCAAUCAAAUACAGCAAGUUAAAUCAUCAUAACGGUUUGAUCAAAUCCUUUUAGUUUUAUACAGUAUAAUCCCAGUAGACGGGGCCACCCCUAAGUGUCAUGUUGCCCACCUUUGCCACCCCAUGUCCAAAAAACCUGGCCCCCUGCUUUACAGCUCACAAAUCAGUUCAGAUACAGAUACAUUUCAUCUGUCAAUGAACCUUAUAACUAGCAGUAACUAUCGAUAUUACAUCAUAUAUGCCUCCUGAUAAAAGGGCAACAUGCUGAGAAACUCUGGUCAAAUCCCGGGAAGUUCAUCUUGUCAUUCUGUGCUUUCGUUCCUUUGCGUUCAUUCUGUAUUCAGUUCAUGGAACGUUAAAAGAAAGUUAAUGCGUGUUUUCUAACGGUAUAAUUAAACAUGAAACUUUACUCA